AUAUAUAUAUAUAUAUAUAUAUAUAUAUAUACCUUGCUUAACUCCAACUCUACCGUAAUCAAAUUCUUUAUUCCUCCAAUUAUUAAUUCAUAAUUCUAUUCCAUUUUUCAAAUUUUGCGGUAACGCUAAUUUUUUGAGGAUUUAUGAUUUGAUCUUCGAGCGGAAAAAAAUAAAAAAAUGACGCCUGAUGAGGUUUCGAUUGAUAAGAGUAAGAGCUUCGUUACGGCGUUACAGGAACUCAAGAAUCUCAGACCACAACUGUAUUCUGCAGCAGAGUAUUGUGAGAAAUCAUACCUCAACAAUGACAAGAAGCAGAUGUUUAUGGACAAUUUGAAGGAUUACGCUCUACGAGCUCUGGUCAACGCCAUUGACCAUCUCGGCACCGUUGCUUACAAGCUGAGCGAUGUUCUCGAGCAACAGACGAUGGAGAUCUCGUCCGUUGAUUCGAAAGUCACGUGUCUCAAUCAGAAACUUCUUACGUGUCGAACGUAUACGGAUAAAGAAGGUCUUAGGCAGCAGCAAUUACUAGCUAUUAUCCCGAGGCAUCACAAGCAUUACAUUUUGCCAAAUUCCGUCAAGAAGGUGGACUUCAGCACUCAUGUACAGACAGAUUCUAGACAAACCGCACAAGCGAAAGGUCGUCUUUACCCUUCAGCUGCAAAAACACUUUCUUGGCAUUUGGCAUCAGAAACGAAGUCGAUAAUGAAAGGCUCCCCACGUGGUAUAAUGAGCACCGAGGACUCGAAAUUGAGCAAGAAAUCAUCGUCUAGUGCUUUCAACUCGUUAGAUGGUCAAGGGAAGAGGAAGAUGAAAUCCACCCCAGCGACGAGAGUAGCUAUGCAAACCCUAGGUGUCACUCGACGGAAGGAUUCUUUGGAGGGCUCAAAACCUGUAAUUCCGUAUAAACCGUUCGAUAAUGUAUCUCGGAAGGAGAUUGUUCCGCCACCUGAUCGUAGCAAGAGCACCGUGGUUUCAGCUUUCUUUGUCAAGCAAAAGGGAACGAAAACUCGAGAAACAAGUGCAUGAAUAUUCGGACAAACAUGCAAGAACAUAGUUCAAAUUCAUCAGACAAUCGAUUUUUUUUAAGGAAACUGUCCGCAUAUAUAGUUAUCGACUAUUGUGCUAUGGUUUCUACCUUUGAUCGGUUAUAGAGACUAAUAAACAAGAAAACAAAUUAAUCGAGAGAGAAAUAGUAAGAACGACAUUUUUUUAAUUGCAUUAUAUAUUUUUCCAA
Messenger RNA from Erythranthe guttata (spotted monkey flower), 1234 nucleotides. Its product is annotated as protein ABIL1. The record is from RefSeq and is a predicted model, not a curated record. NCBI's taxonomy places the organism in Eukaryota, Viridiplantae, Streptophyta, Magnoliopsida, Lamiales, Phrymaceae.